Molecule: messenger RNA, 1770 nt
Organism: Trypanosoma cruzi
Lineage: Eukaryota; Euglenozoa; Kinetoplastea; Trypanosomatida; Trypanosomatidae
Exons: 1
Coding region: 1-1770 (589 amino acids)
Biological process (GO): endoplasmic reticulum to Golgi vesicle-mediated transport; Golgi organization; endoplasmic reticulum organization
Cellular component (GO): Golgi membrane; endoplasmic reticulum membrane; COPII-coated ER to Golgi transport vesicle
Molecular function (GO): D-mannose binding
Source: RefSeq, a predicted model, not a curated record
AUGCACGUGUCACGGCAAAUGUCUAUGCGGAAAAGGAAUUCACAUCAUCAUUUCCAUGUUUCUGGCAUUUCGUCAUUAUUCAUAACGUCACGGUUGUUUUUUCUGUUGUUACUGCUGUUGCCCGUGCCGUACGUUGUGAGGGGAAAUACGGAGCAUGCAUGGAAAGGGGAAGCACUUCCAGAGGGCGUCGUACGCGGACCGUUGCUGCACGAACACGCAUUUAGUGCCCCUAUCGUGACGGAUUGGUGGGAUGAGGGGGUACCGCACUUUAUGAUUGGCGGUUCGGCGGUGGCGAAUGAAAAGUUUAUUCGUCUCACAACAAACAACCUCGGUGAUCACGGUUUUGCCUUCAAUACGGCACCAUGCGAUCACCCAUCGUGGGAGGUGCGGCUGCGUUUUUCGAUUCGCGCCCCUCUUCCUGUUGUACGGGCGCGUGCACGGCAGGCGGAGCAGGAGGCGGUUCCGUACGAGGGGGGCGAAGGCAUGGCGCUGUGGUACCUCGAGCAGCCACUCGGGGAUGAUCACCAGCACGUGCCAAAGUACAGCAAGCAACUGGACCCGGAUGCAGCCCAGGAGGAGAAGUUAAGCCGGGAUCCCUCACGCGUCGCGGAUCUUCUUUUGAAUCACAAUGACGAAUUAGAUGAAGACGAAGAUGAUGAUGAUGAGGAGGAAGAGGAGGAAGAAAAAGAAGAGGAAAUGAAUGAGAAGGCGAGAGAGAAACGUCGUAUGGCGCGGCUGCUGAAGCAGAAGGAGCGAGAAGAACUGUAUCGCCGUGUCUUUAAAAGGGGCACCUCGAUAGACAACAGUGAGUAUGAGCCACGCAUUUUCGGGCUGAAGUUUUCCGAGUUUAAAGGCUUUGGUGUCCUACUGGACUCCGUCGGGCACCGCGAGGGCACCGACUCUCAUCCGCAUCAUCACCGCAGCAGCAACAAUAAAAACAACAACAACAGUAGCAGCGGCAGAGGCAGCGCAAAGAAUGCACCACAUGACCCUCGCAUCACGCUCUUGUUUAAUCUGCCGGCGAAGGAGCGAGGGGGUGCCAAACCGGCUGUGAACAACUUCAACCCGAGAGAACCCGACUUUCACAAGUCACCUGUGCGGCUGCAGUGCCAAUAUGACUUCCGGCAGUUGCCGACGGAGCGUGCGGUGCGGAUGUCCGCACAGACGACGCAUAAAGAUGAGCAGGAGGCACGUGAAUCCGGGGGAGAGGCACUUUUGCAUCGCACACCGGAGGACCCGGUGGAACUUGUGGUGCGAUAUCACCGCCGUCGUCUGAGUGUCAUAAUCACGCGUGAGGAUGUGAGCCGCCGUCGCAUUGUAGCCGUUAACCCUGCAGAAAUGGUGCAAAAAAGGCCGAUGAAGGGAGGAAAUACGUACCGCGUUGAGAAAAUGUACGUGGAUACGCUGUGUGGUGAAAUUGACAAUGUGGAUCUUCCGUUAAAUUAUCACUUUGGUGUAUCCGCCAGCACCGGCCCGCGUAAUAAGAGGCAUACAGAGCGGAAGGGUGCGGGAACCGCCAACUUGCCGUCAUCACCAGGCGGUAAUCCCCUCAGGGCAUUUAUAAAAGAUUUGUACACGGUGAAGCAGAUGGAUAUGCACGUGGAUGUUCACGAUGUCAUCUCGUUUGAGCUUCGUGAGUUGGGUAAAGACGCAAAGGCGAUGGGGUACUCAAAGAGCAUCCCGAUUGAACACUUUGACUACGAAGUUGACCGACGUGAGCGGCAGCACUUUUCACGACAACUCCCCGUUGAUCCAGAGCCAGACGAAUAA